This is a messenger RNA of Elgaria multicarinata webbii, 1872 nucleotides long. It is a transcript of the gene TXNDC15, whose product is annotated as thioredoxin domain containing 15. The transcript has 5 exons. Gene Ontology annotation, cellular component: cilium. Bases 58 to 1110 code for a protein of 350 amino acids. NCBI's taxonomy places the organism in Eukaryota, Metazoa, Chordata, Lepidosauria, Squamata, Anguidae. Gene Ontology annotation, biological process: cilium assembly. The record is from RefSeq and is a predicted model, not a curated record.
AUUGUUUGCCGGUUGCUCUGCUGGUUGUUUUUCUUUCCCCCCUCCCUUGCGAGGAGGAUGGUUUUGUCCUCGCGCGGGCGGGGGUGGCGCCUAUGGGUGGCCUGCCUGCUUGGGAGCCUUUUAGCAGCAGCAGCUGAAACAGAUGAAACUACUGACUUGCUAUCUGAAAAGUUAAGUGAAACUAUCCUGCCAUUCACUGUAGAAAGCAGUUCUGAACACACAAACAGCGAUGGGCCUAAGGAACCGGUUCAGUACAGAACUGCAGAGAUUGCUGAUGCUAUGAUGGGUAGCAGCAUGCCUGCAGGUCAGCCUGUAGUACUGUCAGUUAUUCCAGGUGAGACAAAGGAGAGACAUCUCUCUGAGUCAGACACAGACACUUGUGAUGCAGCAAUUGAUGGUGAAUGCAGUACACAGGGUAUUGUUUCAACUCUAUCUCAGCCAGGAUCUCAUGCUCAAGAGCCAAUAAUAGAUCCACCUGUAAUACUUGAAGCCGUACAUCCUUCAUCAGUAGAGGACUCUAAUAACACAGACAGUAUGAAAACACCAAAAGUGAAUUGUGAGGAAAGAAACAUUACAGGAAUGACUAAUUUCACAUUACAAAUCUUGAAUAUUUCCCAGGAUUUAAUGGAAUUCUUAAAUCCAAAUGGCAGUGACUGUACCUUAGUCCUCUUCUUUACCCCUUGGUGUCGUUUCUCUGCCAAUCUGGCUCCUCAUUUUAAUUCUUUGCCACGAGCGUUCCCGACUCUUCAUUUCUUGGCGUUGGAUGCCUCUCAGCACAGCAGUUUGUCAACAAGGUUUGGAACUGUGGCUGUUCCUAACAUCCUUCUUUUUCAAGGAGCUAAGCCUAUGGCAAGAUUUAACCAUACAGAUCGUACCCUGGAAACGCUCAAAGCUUUCAUUUUUAAUCAGACAGGAAUAGAGCCCAAGGCUGAUGUGGUAGUGACUGAGGAAGAUCAAGCUGGUCCCCUGCCUAGCACACUGAGCAGAGGAAUAGAUUGGCUCCUCUUAUUUUCUUUACUGUUUCUUAUCAGUUUCAUCAUGUAUGCUACUGUUCGGACUGAGAGCAUCAGGUGGUUAAUACCUGGUCAAGAUCAGGAGCAUCAGGAAUGAUGUGCGAACAGAACUGUAUGCUUUCAGAACAUGUUAAACUAUAUAAAAUUGUUCAGUGGGUCAACUAGUUCUGACAUUUUGUGAGCCAGGACCCUACAUUGUUCAUCACAUGUUCCAAAACACAUGACAUCACUCAGCAGAAAUUAUUUAUAGUACCAAUAUGAAAUUGUAUAGAUGGAAAUGAUUAAUAAAAUGCGGCUGGACCAAUUUUGUGUGACAAAAAUAUCUACCCCUGUUGUAGGUCUCUGAUAUACUCAGAAUCUCUUUUUGGCAUGUGUGUUUAGAUCAAGACUUCUCUGUGGUUACCUGCUCUCUGGUAAAGUUAACAGAUUGCUGCUUCAUAUUGUAGAAAAUUACAAGAAAGUUUUGCCCUUGGAAGAUGACUGAAGAUGCAUAAGAUUGUAACAUGGAAACAUCAGAUGUGGGUAUAAGCUAUAGGUUUUAGAAAGCUCCCUGACUCUUCUACCUUGGUUUUUGCAUAUUGCAUGCUUGUAUAAGCUACAUUAGACCUGGACUGUAAUAAUGAACUAGGUGCUUCCCAAUGCACAUUUGUUAAUGUAAGUAGGAAAUGUAUCAGAAUUAGCCCUUUUGUCAGGUGUCUACCUGUAUAUAGGUAAGUUCUUGAACCCAUGUUUAAACAUAUAAUGUCAUUUCCUGACACUGUCACACUUGUGCUUUAAUCACAGUCAAGACUAGUAAGGAAAGUUUCAGUAAUUUCUGAUAUGUAAACAUGCCAUUUACUUAAGGCUGAACUUGCAAUAU